This is a messenger RNA of Astyanax mexicanus (Mexican tetra), 1995 nucleotides long. RefSeq names its product trace amine-associated receptor 1-like. Gene Ontology annotation, biological process: G protein-coupled receptor signaling pathway. Gene Ontology annotation, cellular component: membrane. The coding region runs from base 2 to 1036 and encodes 344 amino acids. Lineage: Eukaryota; Metazoa; Chordata; Actinopteri; Characiformes; Acestrorhamphidae. The transcript has a single exon. Gene Ontology annotation, molecular function: trace-amine receptor activity. The record is from RefSeq and is a predicted model, not a curated record.
CAUGAUGGUUGUGAGCCUAUUCCAAAAUGUGAGCUUAGGAAACACUUCACUUUGUUAUGAUCAUCCUAACUCUUGUCAAAAACUGAGCUAUCCACUGGCCUUUAAAAUUGUAUUUUAUUUGAUUACUGGUGUCAUUAUACUUCUUACAUUAUUUGGGAACCUUAUGGUGAUUGUAGCUGUUGUUCACUUCAAGCAGCUGCACACACCAACUAACUACCUCAUUCUCUCUCUGGCUGUAGCUGAUCUGCUUGUAGGAGGGGUGGUGAUGCCUCCCAGCAUGCUACGCUCUGUGGAGACUUGCUGGUAUUUGGGGAUAGUAUUCUGUAAAAUACACAGCAGUCUGGACAUUACAUUGUGUACUGUGUCUCUACUGAAUCUUGCGUUUAUCUCUGUUGAUCGAUACUAUGCCGUGUGUCACCCUCUGCUGUACCACAAUAAGAUAACCCCUCUUGCUACUCUUGUUAUGGUUGUGGUUUGCUGGAGUUUUUCUACAGUUCCAGCCCUGGUGAUGAUGUUCCCCCUGUUCACUAAUGACGAAAGUGCCACCUUUUACCAGGAAGAUGGAGUCUGCAAAGGACUCUGCAUGAUUUCUUUGACACCAGUAGCAAGCCUUUCCACUUCCCUGUUCUUGUUUUACAUGCCUGCUAUAGUCAUGCUUUACAUAUAUCUUAAAAUAUAUUUAGUUGCACAAAGGCACUCACGUUUAAUCCGCAAUGCACAGGUUGCUCGUAAGAAAAUGACAGUAAGCAUCAGCAAAUCUGAGAGAAAAGCUACUAAGACACUAGCAGUAGUCAUGGGAGUUUUUCUGUUGUUUUAUGCACCAAUUUUCAUUUACAGCAUUAUCAUUCCAGUUUCUGGUUACACUGGCUCACCACAGUUGUUUGAAGUGCUUAGCUGGAUUGGAUAUUCAAAUUCUGCCUGUAAUCCUAUCAUUUAUGCGUUUUUUUACCGCUGGUUUAGACAGGCAGUCAGAAAUGUUCUACUUGGUAAAAUAUUUAAUGAAAACUCUUCAAGAAGUGAAUUAUCCUCAGAUUAGAUGUACGAUUUUUUUGUGCUGCUCUACUCAUUAAACCUUUCCGAUACAUGCAUAUAAAUGCAAUGAAGUUUCAGUGAUUUACACAAGCAUUUAGUUUUCACCCUUUUUCACUUUUAGGAUUACCAGUCACACUACAAAUCAACACUACAGGGGCAGUUUUCCAGAUAAAAUGCCUAUUAAAAGACAAUUUAAUCUAGACCCAAGCUUAAUCCAUGUCUGGUAAAACAUAAAACUCAUAGAACAGUGCAGAGUGUAAUUUGAUAAAAGAUUCAUUAAUGAGAAUUCAAAUAACAGAACCAGUAAGAAACUUUAGACACAGUGAUUUAAUCUACAUCAGAAUAAAUAUAAUAGUGUUUUAGGCUAGAAUUAUAUUCUGGUGCAGUUAGAAAGUCAUAUACGACAAAAAAACAUAUUUGGAUUUUUAGGUAGGUACAUUUCAUUCCACACAUUUACACACAAAAAUGUUUUUGUUUUUUUUUUCAUUACAAGAAUGAAAAGCAAGAAGGUAAUUUUAAGCACUUGCGAAACUUUGAUAUAGUUGCGUUGUAACUGAUCUGAUAAAAACAUCUUCUGCUUCUUCUCAUUAAAAUAUAUAUAGACGUUUUCCUUUAGAAAAUUUGUUCAUCUGUGUGUAUUCAAUAAGCAUCAUAAAAUAAAAUAAAGAAAUCCUGCUGCUCAUAAAUACAUGAAUAUUGUUAGUCACUGCUUCUAUGAUAUGUUCAUGCUAUCACCUCAGAACUUAAUGUGCCAGCACCCUCACACUACAUACUACUGAAGACUGAACAAAGUUUUAAAAGCCUGAUGUUUAAAUUAUGUGCCCCACGUUCACACAGAUCUUAUUCCAAAAUUCUUCAUCAGCAUGAUGAAUUUUAAGGUUUAAAGAAAUGUUUGUUCACAACAAGGCCAAGAAUGAGCCUUUUGCUUAAAACUGGUUGUUAGAAGACAUGAUUAAAUUAGUA